GGGGUUGAGUUACAGGUUUUUUAGGGGAAAAUAAGAGAUAAGGUGAAACCAAUAGAACAAUGCCCAGUAUGAAUACAUUAUAGGUUAAAUCCAAUGGGAAUAGCUUCAGGGGGAUGGGUAAAUACACGUAAAAAUACAGAAUAGAAACUCCAACUUUAGGUUUAGGAAACAGAAAUUCCAAACUCUAAGUUCACAAAGCUUUUUGCUCCGUUUGCGUAGCCAUGCACUACAACACUGAUGCAUCCCACAAGUACAGGGAUAGGACAAUGUAAUAUUGGUGGGGAGGGGGAGUCAGGAAAACCCAGCUUAGAUGCUUGAAUAUAUUUUUUCCUAGUGCUGUUUCCUGGGUCUCUCUUUCCCUGCCUUCUCCUUCUGGCUGGGCUUUUCGCAGCCCCAGCCUGUCAGGCUACUUCGUGCUCAAGACCUUAUUUCAGCUUUUGUCCAUCACACACCUUCCAGCCUUCAGCCUUCAGCUUGAGACCUCUGAGCCCCUCCCUUGAUACAUUGAUUCUCCAAUUGGUGGAAAGCCACCCCAGUGACUGCUGGGCUGGGUUGAAAGCUUAGGUUCCCACAAGUUCUUCCUCCUCCCACAGUCACUGCUGCUGCUUCUGCAGCGUUGCUGCAUGCACCAUGCAGCCCCCUCAUCUCCUCCUCUUCCUCUUUCUCCCGAUCCUGCUCCCUGGGAUGUGGGCAGACUCAGAGGCACAGCCACAGGUUAUCCAGUACCUCCUGACUAGCGUCUUUGCCAACAUCAGCUCUGCUGAGGUGUCAUGUGUGGCACUUGUAGGGGACAUAGCCAUCUUAGCACUGGAUCCGGCCAACUGGAGCAUCCACUUCCACUGGCCCUGGGUCAGCCAGGCUGCAGCUGAAGACAAUGGGGAAAAGAUUAUGUCCCAGUACAAAAUUGCUCUGCGCAAUAUGAUCCGAUUUGUGCAUGACACAGUUCAGCAGACAAAACAGCACUACCCAUUGGUGGUUCAGUUCCGUGCAGGCUGUGUGCUGUACCCCAAUACAACAAGCCAGGGCUUCCUGAAUGUUGGCUGGGACAGCAGAGACCUCAUAGCUUUUCAGGUAGAUAAACAGGGCUGGGAGGCCCGGCAGCCAUCCCAGGUGGCAGAACUGGUCAGCAAGAGCCUCAACAGGCAGAAGUCUCUCAGAAUACUCCUGGGGUACCUUCUCUCUAUCUGGAUAUGCCAGAGCAACUUCCUCACCCUGAAGAGGUAUGGGAAGGAAAUUCUAGAGAGACAAGAGCUGCCUGUGGCCACGAUCUUCGCCCGCACCCCCAGCCUAGACCAGCUGCUGCUUGUUUGCCAUGUCACUGGCUUCUAUCCCCGUCCCAUCAGCGUGGCUUGGCUGCGGGAUGGCCAGGAGGUGCCUCCAGGCCCAGCGCUCAGCACCAGCACCAUCCUGCCCAACGCUGACCUCACCUACCAGCUCCGCAGCGUCCUGGCCGUGGUCCCCCAUGAUGGGCACAGCUAUGUCUGCCGUGUGCGCCACCACAGCCUGGGCACCCGCAGCCUUCUCAUCCCAUGGGAAAACCGCAGCACAGCUCCAACCAUCAGCAUCAUCAUUGCAGUACUGCUUCUUGUGGCCACAGCCUUUGCUGGGGGCUUUUGGUGGAGGAAGUGCAGACCUAAAGGCAGCUUCAUGUGGGAUGGCAGAGAGAUGGAGGGAAGACAGCAGUUCUGCCAUGGAAGUCUGGGACCAAGGGCUCUUGCCACGGGAGGUGACAGUUUGCCACCUGGAAGUCGGUUUUCAUUUCUCAUGCUGUUGGCAAGAGCAAUCGCUGUCUGUGAAGGGAAGAACAGCAUUUCAACUGGCAGCAAGCAAAAUUGACAGCAG
This is a messenger RNA of Vidua macroura (Pin-tailed whydah), 1842 nucleotides long. RefSeq names its product antigen-presenting glycoprotein CD1d-like. Lineage: Eukaryota; Metazoa; Chordata; Aves; Passeriformes; Viduidae. Gene Ontology annotation, biological process: positive regulation of T cell mediated cytotoxicity; antigen processing and presentation, exogenous lipid antigen via MHC class Ib; antigen processing and presentation, endogenous lipid antigen via MHC class Ib. The transcript is spliced from 6 exons. The record is from RefSeq and is a predicted model, not a curated record. Gene Ontology annotation, molecular function: lipopeptide binding; exogenous lipid antigen binding; endogenous lipid antigen binding. The coding region runs from base 631 to 1836 and encodes 401 amino acids. Gene Ontology annotation, cellular component: external side of plasma membrane.